AUCUGGAUAUGGAUCGUGCCAGAGAAAUAUAAGGACUUAAGUGGCCAAGACGUCACAGUGGUGCUGUUGGAUUCAGAGGGUGUUGACGCUGCUCUCAGUAAAGGUCGUGACGACUAUCAGAUAUUUACUUUAACCGUUCUGUUGGCUUCCGUGCUUAUUUAUAACUCAAGUGGUGUUCCCACAAGGCGUGAUCUCGAUAGUUUGCACUUUAUCUCUAAGCUGUCUGAACGAAUCCAUGCAAGAUCUAACUGGAAAGAAACUGAUAAGAAAAAAGAAGAAGAGUUCUUACACAGAACGUUUCCUUUCUUUAUUUGGUUGCUGAGAGAUGAAGUGCUCUCCAUUCCACGCGACUGCAAAGACAUCAAGGAUUACUUCUUGAAAAAGGUUUUCCGUCAGAAUGCUCCCCGAAGUAGGAGUGAUGUACCAGAUGUAGCCGAAGGCAUCUUGAAGUUCUUUCCUGGUUUUAAUGCGUUUGCCCUAUCCCCUCCUUCAACUGAUCCAAAUGUGUUAAACAAUCCUAACACGAAAAAGGAUCAAUUACAGCCUCAAUUUUUGAGUGAAUUAGAGCAGUUUAAGAAGAUGAUAAAGUCCAUGCUAGUCCCAAAACAAAGCAGCACUAAAGGAGAGCUUGUAACUGGAGAAGGUCUUGCCGCCCUGGUCACCCAUUACAUUUAUAGUACCAUCAACACUCCUGAUGUGGUUCCAAACGUUCAGGUCGCGUGGGAUCUGUUUGUUAAAGACAAGUGUUCAGACACCAUAAAGAAAUGUCAACAGAAAUAUAACGAGCUUAUGGACUUAAAACUGCCAUGUGAUAAUGCUGAGAUACAUUUGUGUCACGAAUCCGCAAUGGAGGAAACUAAAGAUCUGUUCAUGGCGGAAAUGUCUGGCAUUUCAACAACCACAGUGGAGAAGCAACUGAGGGAACUGAAGAGUUUUUUCAAGAAACGGUUGAACGAAUGGAAGACUGAGAAUUCAAGGUUAACAAGACAAUUCUGUGAUGAUCUUCUGUUACAACUAAAAACAAAACACCUAGAUCCGGUCAUUGAGCAGCUUCAAGGAAGAGAAAGUUUAGAUUCAUUCGAUGACAUGCUGCACGUUUAUCGACAAAUCAAAGAUGACUACGAGGCAAGCGCACUGGGUGCUAAAGAUGCCAUUGCUGAGGCGUUCUCCGACUUUCAUUCCAAACUAGCUGCGGAUACAAAACAAUACCGUGAUAAACUGAAACAACUGAAAGAUUUUGACCAGAGAGCCGCGAGGGAAAUAGCAGCAGCAGUUUUCAUAGAGCGGGAAAGGAUACGGCUUGAGGAAGUCAACGCUGGUUUGCAGCAGGAAAAUCGAACAAUGGAAAAGGAGAUGCAAAUGCUGAUUGCCAGAUCAGAAAAGGAGAAAGCUGGGCUGCUAUUGCUAAAGGAAGAAAUGAUGAAAAAGGAGCGCGAACAAUCGCAGAAUAUGCAGCAGGCAGGCCUGAUAGAAGCCCAGCAGCAAAGGGAAACCUACAUCAAAGAAAACCAAGCCCUUGGCGAGCGGCUACUGGAGGUGCAAAAUGAAAACGAGGAACAAAUGAAAGUGAUGAAGAGCAUUUCAGAAAUGAUCGUUGUACACCAAAGGGAGAAAGAGCAGCUUCUUGAUCAAAUGGAGACACUUUCACCAGAAGAGUUAACAGAGUCAAUGAAGGAGCUAGAAAGAAGGCAAUCAGAAGAAGUAAAUGCACUCCUGAUAAAGAUGGAAGCUCGUGUGGGUGGCAUCAAAUCAAGCGGCGGGGAAUACUUCAACGCCACACUGAAAGACGACGAGGAUCUGCCAGACAUGAUGACUUCGAGGGCACAAAUCGCUCGGGAUCUACACCAAAGGUUGGCAGAAAACGAAAGAAAUCAAAGGGAUCUUACAACGGGUGAAAUCCUGAAGCAAGUCCUCAAGUUUAUGGGAGAUGUUGCACCAGUGGUUGGCAAAGUAGCAGCUCUUCAUCCAACGUGUUCACCUUAUGCUAUGCCAGUGGCCUCAGCCGUGGUAAGCAUUGCCGAAGCUGCGCAGUCUCUUGACUGCAGUAUCAUGUAACUAUUAUCUCCAAGAGAUUUCUUGAAUACGCUUGCAGAAACAGAACGUGGACUAGAAGUUAAAUGAUACGAAACUGUAUUUGGGAUUUCAUUAAAGUAACCAGUGAAAAUUAUAUAGGAUUAAAACUUUUUAGGGUUUUGCAAAAAAAAUUAAUGAUUUUGAUCAAGGAUGACAAUAACAUGAUGCCUAAAUCGUGUCUUCAAUUCUCAUUUCGUCAAUUCCUCUUUGUGUUGACUGCUGUUCUUGCCCUCCCCCCCCCCUUUCCCCUAUUCCUACCCUAGGCCCCAGUUAUUCGAGGGGUAGGUAACUCUCUCCACUAGAUAAAUCUCUUUCCGGUGGAUAGUGCAGUAAGUUUUGUUAACUCUUAUCCACUGGAAAUCGUGAUCGAUUUAUCAGUUGGAUAGCGUUAUUCACUCAGGUGUUUAAAUAAGAUUAGAUAAGACUCUGUAAGCUGAAGAAAAGUUCCUCUUGUGAUUUGAAAAAUGAGAAGAGGAAUUAUGCAUAUUUGCAUUAUGUAUGAAAAAUAUUUUCUUAAUAGACAUUCUGAACAAUCAUAUCUCCUGCAGGUCAAAGAAAACGCACAUCUAGGAAGCUCAUGAACUUAUCAAAAUUCAAAACGCCAUAGAAUAUCAACACAUGAACUUAUCAAAAUUUCUGUUGUAAGUCGUAAUCUGGUUGCAAUCUGUGGCAAGCCUUCAGCCUCGUUAAGAGCAGUUUCAGCUCUCAAUCCUUGUAAUGCUUGCUGAAAAAAAAUUAUCUGCGUGGAAUUUAUUUGUGUAUAUUGGAUAACCCUUCGAUCAACUGGCGUUGAAGCGUUUGAGGAAAGUUCAUUCUUGUGGCCUGUCUGCUGGGUCGGUGGGAAUGUGUGUGCCUUCCAUGCUCAGUGGGUUACUCUGAUAUAGCUCUGAUUGGUCAAUUGGCUGCCUUUCAAAACUUUUUUAGAGAAAAAAAUUAAAAUAUUUUGGUUCCAUAAAUUUGCCAAAAAUUUUGCUUUAUUAUUGAUUGUAAUUUGACCAAAUACUAUUUGAACAACCAGAGAAUUUCAUCUUUUUUCUAUUUAGCACUUUUAAGAUAAAAUGUUUAAGGUCUUAGGUUUUUAUUUUUACUGAAUGGAGUGUUUGUAUGAUCAGUUCUAAGUUAAAGAUUCAAAAUUCAGUAUUAUUCAUUUAUUCAUGUUUGAAUACAGCAAUUUUAAUAACUGUAUUUUCAAAUCAUAUAAUUCCAUUAGAAAAUAAGACCUUUUUUUAACUAACUAGCUAACUAACUUUUUGGCACUGGAGCAGCUUCAAUGAAUGAUUCUUUAAUAAAUAACUGUCAGAUCAGUGAAAAAAAAACCUGAGUCCUUUUGUAAAUAAAAAAAGGCCUUAUUUAGUUAUAUUUAGGCUUUUUAUGCUCACAAAGUUUGUUUUCAGGCCAGUAAACUGUACAUUGUCUAUGAUAUACAUGUCUAAUUUCACCUAACUUUGUAUAUUUACAAGCGUGACAUUCUUCAAGCUGUCACAGUGGUUACCACUGAUAAACUUUCAUGAUCAUAAGCCUUCUUUCAACUCAUGCUUUAGGCAGAUUAAAAUUUGAAAAUUGAUAA
Molecule: messenger RNA, 3640 nt
Organism: Pocillopora damicornis (cauliflower coral)
Lineage: Eukaryota; Metazoa; Cnidaria; Anthozoa; Scleractinia; Pocilloporidae
Molecular function (GO): GTP binding; GTPase activity
Source: RefSeq, a predicted model, not a curated record